GGGUACGUCUUCUACAACUCAGGAAACCAGGYUUUAUGGUUGCUGACUGACUUGUACACUUGCUUUCAUUCUACUGUGUUCAGUUCUGAGUCCACACCUCCUUAUUUUCUUCUUCUUCCCACCCAUCUUUCUAUCUCACUCAGUCUCUCUCUCUCUCUCUCUCUCUCUCUACUUGUCUGAGCAGCAGAGCAAAGAAAACAAACCUGUUGGUCUCGUUGCAACCAGGAAAUUAAUCAAAGACUGAGCCAAGACGUGAGAGAGCAGAAAGGGUGACAUCAAGAGAGACGAAGAAGGGGAGGCAGCUCCGUUUCAGGCCAUGACACACAACAUGUUUCCGCUGUGCUGCAAGYAGAUGUACCUCCUCUGUUGACCCUGACAAUGUAGGACUGUUAUGCYGCUGACAGAAAGGCUGGUAAGCACUGUAUGGGGGGCUAAAUAGUGCUGAAGUGUGUUCAGUGUAGAGAAAAAGAAGAGAAGGGGGUGAGAUGGUACAGACUUGAGACACCUAAAGAGCUGGACCUCAAUCGUGAACCAUAAUCUUUUUUUUUUAGAUUUGUUUGUGUUUUUAUUUGCUAAGUUGUGAAAGUUUUAAAUAGAUGCAGUAGACCUCGUGAAGAGCAAAGAUCUGGUGGAGGAGCGAGAAGACGAAAGCGGAGGUUUCUCUAAGUGCCCAGCAUCCUUUGGGGUGUGAUUGCAUGUGUCAUUCAGGACAACAAAAGUGAUUCUGUUUGGCCGUUCCAUGGGUAGAUGGUUAGAUGCUGUUUGACGAAGAUAAGAUGCAGUGCUUUGAAACCAAGCAGAGGAAACAUGCCAGUCACUGUGCAGAGGACAGACGUCCGUGUGAACACUCAAAACCUGAAGAGCUCCACCCAGCAUCUGCCUGAAAACAUUUGCACCUCUUGACGCAGCAUUGGUGUUUGUCAUCACCCCCCUCUCUCUCACACACACACACAUACACACACUCUAUCACUGACGUUUGAGCCAUUUGCUGAUUCACUUCAAUUUCAAACAAACAACAGCAACAUGAUGGCAGGAGCUGGUUCGGGAGCCUCCACUACCCCAAAACUGAAUUCUCACUUUCCAAGAAGUGAAGACCUGCGGCUGGUGGARAAGACCAUAAGAAGACUGCAAAAACUGAAUGAACUGUGUACAAACCCCCGCCUGGGUCUGAGGAACAACCCGCCGUACCUACCUGAUCUGAUUCAGGACACUUCGAUGCUCCUCGUUCAGGUCUGGGAGCCCUACCGAGGCUUGGGGUCAUCAGGAGGGCUGGCACCUCGAGGCGAUGAGGCCACAUACCUGAGGGUCCACAUCAGGAACCUGCUGGAUAAGACGGACAGAGCCAUGCUGCUUUUCAAAGAGGGACGGGAGAAGAUAUUUGAUGARACAUCGAGCCACAGGAGAAAUCUGACCAAACUGUCCUUGCUGUUCAGUCACAUGCUGUGGGAGCUAAAAGCAAUGUUUCCAAGAGGCUAUUUUCAAGGUGACACUUAUAAAAUGAAUAAAACUGAGGCGGACCAGUUUUGGAGGAACUGUUUUGAUAACAUGUGUAUAGUCCUGUGGAAAACAUUCAAAGAGAAGCUGAAAAGUGUGCAUCAUUUUGAGGAAGGGAUGGAGUCCAUGGCCCUGAAAUCAACUAUUGAUCUGACCUGCAAUAAUCACGUCUCAGUGUUUGAGUUUGACAUUUUCACAAGACUAUUCCAGCCUUGGAGGUCUCUCAUAAGGAACUGGAACCAGCUAGCUGUGACCCAUCCAGGCUACAUGGCCUUCCUCACAUACGACCAGGUUGUAGCUCGACUGGAACAUUACCUGCGCCGACCUGGGAGCUACAUUUUUCGUCUGAGCUGCACCCGCAUGGGUCAGUGGGCURUUGGCCAUGUGACCAUUGAAGGUGACAUCAUCCAGACCAUUCCUCAGAACACACCUCUCUACCAGGCACUCAUUCAGGGCUUCAAGGAAGGCUGUUACAUUUACCCAGAUGGCCGUGACGUGAACCCUGACCUGACAAGCUUGUGUGAACCCGCYAACAAAGAAAAAGUCAAAGUUUCAGAAGAGCAGUAUGAGCUCUACUGUGAGAUUGGCAGCACCUUCCAGCUGUGUAAGAUCUGCACAGAGAGGGAUAAAGACAUUCGCAUUCAUCCCUGUGGACACCUUCUGUGUCGAUCCUGUCUCACAGGAUGGCAGAAGUCAGCUGGUCACACCUGCCCGUACUGUCGCUGCGACAUCAAAGGGACAGAGUCUGUUCUCAUCGAGCCMUACCUGAAAGGCAGCCAUCAGUGGGAGGAAGAUGAUGACAGCGAAGAYGAGGACCACGAGGACAUUGAGGUGGUGGUAAAGGAAAUGGCAGCACUGAGAAAGUUUUCAAGUUCGGACAACCAGGUGYCCGUCUCUCAUUUUAAAGCUCCACCACUGCCCCCUAAAACCAGCAGUGCCCCAAACUGCUCGUCUCCCUCCGGCCAAUCUCAAACAUCACAAAUAAAGGCAUUUGAAGAUUUCACUCACUCUCACUCUGUCAACAGUGACAGAGAAGCGCAAAUGCACAAACCACAUAAAAACAGGUCUGAAUUUCUCGGAGAAGCAAGACUCUCCUCCUCCUCUCAGACCGGUGUUGAUUGUGCAGCAGCAUGGAUCGGACCUUCCAGUCCUGUCGAUGAAAGAAGACAUAAACAGAAGGAAAAAAGUGGAGGAAGACCAAGAAAAGACAGAACUAGCUUGGGAGACUUAACACGAACAAUGUCAUCUUGAAUUAUUAUUUUUUUAAUCCACUGUACGGAGUCAAAACAAAUUAACCAAAAAAAAAGGAUUGAUAAAUUUAAGCCUGAACAUGCAAAA
Molecule: messenger RNA, 2832 nt
Organism: Austrofundulus limnaeus
Lineage: Eukaryota; Metazoa; Chordata; Actinopteri; Cyprinodontiformes; Rivulidae
Gene: cblc
Product: Cbl proto-oncogene C, E3 ubiquitin protein ligase
Exons: 12
Coding region: 1024-2745 (573 amino acids)
Biological process (GO): cell surface receptor signaling pathway; negative regulation of epidermal growth factor-activated receptor activity
Cellular component (GO): plasma membrane; membrane raft
Molecular function (GO): calcium ion binding; receptor tyrosine kinase binding; ubiquitin protein ligase activity
Source: RefSeq, a predicted model, not a curated record